Messenger RNA from Nerophis lumbriciformis (worm pipefish), 279 nucleotides. NCBI's taxonomy places the organism in Eukaryota, Metazoa, Chordata, Actinopteri, Syngnathiformes, Syngnathidae. The record is from RefSeq and is a predicted model, not a curated record.
AUGAUGAGAAAAGUGAUCAUCAAUGCUAUGGUGGUCCUGCUGACCGUCAAUGAAGCAAUGCUUCCCAAAAGCUUAGCAGUUGAGCUGCUCUGCCGUUGCAACCAGACAGAGAGCAGGCCCAUUGGCCGCCACAUCGAAAAGGUGGAGCUGAUCCCUGCCAACUCCCAUUGCCAGGAGACAGAGAUCAUUGCUACCCUUAAAGUCACCGGCCAGGUGGUGUGCCUUGACCCCGAGGCUCCUUGGGUGAAGAAAAUCAGGGAGAGGAUUCUUAAUGAUUAG